AAUAUAUCUUGGUACAAACCAAAUCAAGAAGUAAAUAUCAUUUUAGAAAAUACGCUUCAGUGGAAAAAAUAAUAUUUAGCGUCCAGUAACCAAACCGCGGUAAAACUUGUGCUUGUGCUGGCAAAUUAUUGAGAAUUUCUUCUCUUGAUCACGAGUUCAUUAUAGGAUUCACUAUCCAGUAAAAGCUUCGAAUGAAAUUAGAUGUGAAUGAGCAACGUUACACUAAGUACGGCUAAAGUGUGUCAAUCAUGAAUCCACAGCAGUUUUCUUUGCGUUGGAACAAUUACACUUCUUAUAUAGCUGGAGCAUUCGAUUCACUUCGUUAUGAAGAAGAUUUUGUUGAUGUGACAUUGUGUUGCGAAGGGCGAAAGAUACGAGCUCAUAAAAUACUUCUCUCAGCAUGCAGUCCAUAUUUUAAGGAUGUUUUCAAAGAGAAUCCCUGCCAGCAUCCAGUUAUAAUUUUCAAAAAUGUGCGUUACACCGAUCUUAUGUCCCUAGUUGAGUUUAUGUAUCAGGGUGAAGUGAGCGUGCCGCAGGAACAACUACCUUCCUUUCUUCACACAGCCGAAAUUUUGGCUAUAAGAGGACUCACCGACAACACAAAUGAUUCGCGCCAACCGGCAAGCACAACUACAUCAGCCAUCGCUCAACAACUCAUACAAAGUCAAGCGGUAUUAGAAAAACCAGCUACAAUUACCACUACUGACUCUCUGUAUCUUACAUUGCCAUCAAAUUCUACUAUAGUCCAUCAACCAAAGCUUGUACAAGCGCAGAUUCAGACAACUCCUAUCAUAACUAAGCCAAUGAUCAAAAAUACACCUACCGAAAUGCCCUCCUUGGCCGCCUCAUCAACACUUGCAGUGCCAAUUGCUCAACAACAACAACCAGCUAUCGCCAAAAUACAGGUGCAAGCAACGUCCCAGUCACAACAGCCACAACAGGUACAAGUACAAGUACAACAAGUACAACAGACCCAACCACAUCAAACACAGCAAGCGACAACUUCCCAGACUCAAUCGCAAUCCCAACAAGCUACUACUCUACAAGAAGUCGUUGAAAACGUAGUUCUCCCUAGAAAGAAGAAAGUAAAAGGUCAACAGAUAAUUGCAUCACAGUCAAACACAUCUAUACCUUCUGGUUCUACGGUAACAGUUACUACAACGACGACAGGGCAAUCUGGUGACAAUGAAAUGUAUGAGACAGAUACCUAUACUAUCACGACGAAGGAUGCACGAGAAGAUCACGAACAGGCCGAACAGUACGUAGAAAGUGGACAAUCUUCUGGCACUACGUUAAAGAUGGAAAUUCCGGAGUUUAUCAGCGUUGGAGAGCCGAUAAAUACUGGUAACGGCACAAAUAAUACAUACCUCCAAGAAAGCUACGAACUUGUCUCAGAAAAUAUGGAAGAUAAGGACGAGGAGGAAGAUAUGGCGCAGGAUAAUAUUGAGAUAGAAGGAUCUGAAGUGGAUAUGAGUCGUCUUUUCCAGGGAUCAACUGAUGAGCAGACGAAAUCUAACAUUUUACAAGAAGUGUUUGAACAAAAACUGAAAACCAAAAGAUACAAGUGCAAAGAUUGUGACAAAAGCUUCGCCGCCUGGAAAUCGCUCACCAUGCAUCAGCAUAUACACAGGGGUCUCACAAAAUGCACUAUCUGUGGGGCAAUCUUGUCACGCACGGCCAAUCUCAAGCGACAUAUGAAGCUGAAGCACGAGAAAAUUAUAUCAUAAUUGGCUCAUUAAGGUCUUAUCCUGCCACUUGGUUGCUACCUGCCCUUAUGCUUUGAACAAGGGGUCAUCACCGUGUAUUAUCGAUUGUAACAGGUAUUGUAUAUGACACAGUGUUGACUCAUCUUAUCAGCCAAAUACAGUUUACUAGAUACACUGGUUAAUACGAAUAAUAUUACAUAUUACGAAUAAUAUUGCAUAAAACAUUUGCGAUCUAUUGCAUAUGUUUCGUGUUACCAGUUGAAGCACGCAAAUCAAUUCAUGGCUGAAGAUGGGCAUUGAAAUCAACCAAGGUUGUACAGUUUUUGUAUGAAUUUGAUUGAACAUUAUUUAUGAUGUAAAAUAAAUGUUUUUAUAGUAUCAUUUUUUCUAUUUUGCUUGUUUUGGUCAUCCGCUAAACAAGAUCAAACAGUCCACGAGCUAAGAUGUACUGUUCAGAUGUACCUUCAAACAAGAUCAAACAGUCCACGAGCUAAGAUGUACUGUUCAGAUGUACCUUCAUAAUGUUUAGAGGGUUUUUGAGUGAAAAAAUAAUAUAAAAUACAAUUAAGAAGAACAAAUAGUGGCAGAUAUUCCAUAAAACGCAUACUCCAAGCUAAAUUCGAGCUUGGAUACCUUGCUUUAAGAAUAUGAUUAUUGGGCAAGACCACACAUCAGUGCACUAAGAUAUGCGGAUAAUGCGGAGUGAAUUGCUAGGUUUUCUACAUGUGGCUAGUGUGCGAUGCGCACAUGGUAAUAAGUGCUCGUACAUCAUUUACAGAUAUAGACAAAAUAAACUUCAAGCAAAAUCGAAAGGCUGC
Molecule: messenger RNA, 2524 nt
Organism: Anopheles arabiensis
Lineage: Eukaryota; Metazoa; Arthropoda; Insecta; Diptera; Culicidae
Product: protein abrupt-like
Exons: 6
Coding region: 249-1727 (492 amino acids)
Biological process (GO): regulation of transcription by RNA polymerase II
Cellular component (GO): nucleus
Molecular function (GO): protein binding
Source: RefSeq, a predicted model, not a curated record